CAGGGUGACAUGCAGUGAGUGCAGCUUCAUCGCCCUGAAGUUGCUAAACUCCCUCACAUGGAGACGGCAGCUUUUCUAAGAUGACUUUUUCUGAGUUCACUAACCAGAGCCUCAGUGGAAACUAUUCGAAUGACACGGGCAACGCGUCGGCGCUGAACUCCAGCCUUGUCCCGCAUUAUGGCCAGAACAGGUCGAGCGAGCCUGAGGAGCGAGAUGCCAACCCAGCCGUGGCUGUGGGUGUUGUCCUGGGCGCCUUCAUCCUCUUCGCCAUCGUGGGAAACAUCAUGGUCAUCCUGUCCGUGGCUUGUAACCGGCAUUUACAAACGGUGACCAACUACUUCAUCAUCAACCUGGCCAUCGCCGACCUCCUGUUGAGUACUAUCAUUCUGCCCUUCUCAGCCAGCCUGGAGGUGUUCGGCUACUGGGCGUUUGGGAGAAUUUUCUGUGAUGUCUGGGCUGCCGUGGAUGUGCUGUGCUGCACCGCCUCAAUAAUGAGCCUCUGCGUUAUAUCUAUAGAUCGAUACAUUGGCGUGCGCUACUCUUUACGCUACCCGACCAUCAUGACUGAGAGGAAGGCGGUGUGGAUCCUGAUAAUCCUCUGGGUGUCCUCCAUUGUCAUCUCUGUUGGUCCUCUGCUGGGCUGGAAGGAGGCAGCUCCUGAAGAUGAGACAGUUUGCAGCAUCACCGAAGAACCGGGCUACGCCUUGUUCUCCUCGCUCUUCUCCUUCUACCUCCCUCUCAUGGUCAUACUGGUCAUGUAUUUCAGGAUCUACAUAGUGGCCAGGAGGACAACCAAGAGCCUGGAGGCUGGGGUGAAGAAGGAGCGGAGCAAGACCAUGGAAGUUGUCCUCAGGAUCCACUGUAAGAGCGUGAUGGAGGAGUCCACCUUCAAGAGCAAAGGGCAGUUCCGCAGCUCCCUCUCCAUGAGGCUCCUCAAGUUCUCCCGGGAGAAGAAAGCGGCGAAAACUCUGGGCAUCGUGGUGGGCGUCUUCAUUCUCUGCUGGCUUCCCUUUUUCACCAUCUUACCGCUUGGUGCUUUCUUUCCUGCUAUCAAGCCAUCUGACGUGGUUUUCAAGGUGAUCUUCUGGCUGGGUUACUUCAACAGCUGCAUAAAUCCAAUAAUCUACCCCUGCUCCAGCAAAGAGUUCAAGCGGGCCUUCACCAGGCUGCUCAAGUGCCAGUGCCGGAGGAGACGGCGACCAGCCUGGCGGGUGUAUGAUCAUCGUGAUUGGAGGGCCUCCAACCACAGCUCGGAACGUGGCUCCGAGGGCGACGUGCUGAGCAGGUCUGUUGUGAGCCAUCGGACAUUGUCGGUAAACAGCUCCUUCGCCCUGAGCCACAGGCACCGAGGGAGCACCAGCAGCAGCGGCGAAGGCGUCAGCGGAGGGGGCAGUGCCAAUCGGGCACUCAGCCUUCAUGGCUGGAGACUCUUCCCAUCUUUGUCCAAAUCGCCUUUCCAGCUCAGAGAGAAAAUGAACAACCUCUCCAACAAAAUCAGGAUGGGACAGCACAGGCCCUGCACAUCUACUGUCAGCAAGGUAGACAAUGUCCCAGUAGAGUCCAUCUCCAUUGGAGUAUGCCAGGAGUUCAAAGAGCACACUGCUUAUCAAAUAUAUGAGGUUACUGACUGUUUUGGACUGAAAGAAACGGAUAUUUAA
Carcharodon carcharias (great white shark) is the source of this 1658-nucleotide messenger RNA. It is a transcript of the gene adra1d, whose product is annotated as adrenoceptor alpha 1D. The coding region runs from base 81 to 1658 and encodes 525 amino acids. Gene Ontology annotation, cellular component: membrane. Lineage: Eukaryota; Metazoa; Chordata; Chondrichthyes; Lamniformes; Lamnidae. Gene Ontology annotation, molecular function: alpha1-adrenergic receptor activity. Gene Ontology annotation, biological process: phospholipase C-activating G protein-coupled receptor signaling pathway; positive regulation of cytosolic calcium ion concentration; adenylate cyclase-activating adrenergic receptor signaling pathway. The transcript has 2 exons. The record is from RefSeq and is a predicted model, not a curated record.